CUCUCUCUCUCCCGCCUCUCUCUCUCCCUCUCUAACCUCGUCUCUCUUUGAAUUCGAGUUCAAGCAUCAAUGGAAACUCUACUAGCUGAAUCUGUGCAAAACAGCCUUGGCCAAUUUAUGUACCACAACGCCAUUUUCAUGUGUGAACGACUCUGUGCCGAGUUCCCCACUGAGACAAAUAUGCAGCUUUUAGCUGGCUGCUACCUGCACAACCAACAGGCUUAUGCUGCAUAUCAUCUUCUCAAGGGGACAAGUAUGGCUCAAUCCCGCUACUUGUUUGCACUAUCAUGCUUUCAGAUGGAUCUUCUCACUGAAGCUGAGACAGCACUUUGCCCUCCUAAUGAGCCAACUGCAGAGGUUCCAAAUGGUGCAGCUGGGCAUUACCUUCUUGGUCUUAUUUACAGGUAUACAGAUAGAAGAAAUAGUUCCAUCCAGCAUUUCAAUCAGGCAUUGUUAUUGGAUCCAUUGCUAUGGGCUGCAUAUGAGGAGUUGUGUAUACUAGGUGCUGCAGAAGAAGCAGCUGCAGUUUUUGGGGAAGCAUCUUUGCUUUGCAUUCAGAAACAACACAUAGACCAAGGGAACCAAUCUCAAAAUUUACAAGCAUCCACUGAUGAUCAGAAUGUAGCUUCUACGAAUAUUGUCUCAGGUGACAUCAGCCCUAGGCAAUCAAAACAUACACACAGCAAUAAUCUUCGAGAAAUGUCUGGAAAUUAUAAUGGAGCAGCUGCUAUCCAGAAUUUAGGUGGGGUUUCUACUAACAUGUCAUUCUACAACACUCCCUCACCAAUGGCAUCACAGUUGUCAGGAGUGGUUCCACCUCCAGUUUGUAGAAAUUUUCAGCAAAAUGGAACUAAUGCAUCUGUGGCUGGUGCUGAUAAUUCUCCACGAGCAACUGUCAAUUCAACCAUUCAGGCCCCUCGGAGAAAGUUUGUUGAUGAGGGGAAGUUAAGAAAGAUAUCUGGGAGGUUAUUUUCUGAUUCUGGCCCUCGACGAAAUUCAAGGCUUGCUGGAGAAUCUACUGGAAACACAAAUUCAAAUGUAUCUGCUGCUUCUGGAAAUGGAACAAUUCAUUCUUCCAAAUAUUAUGGUAGUUCGAAGCUGAGCUCAAUGACUUUACGUUCCAUGACAAGUCGAAAGGCACAAUCUUGGGCUACCGAAAACUAUGGUGAAGGGACUCGCAAUGACAUUUCUAAUGAUUCUCGGCUAAAUAUGACUAUGUCACACCCUUCUGGAGAUGCUAGACCUCUUGAACAAGAAGGGCCCGGAACUUCUGCUUCUGGGGUUAAUGUAAGCAGCACAUCUAUCCUCUCAGGUGCUUCAGAGAUAUUGGCCCUUUUCAGGAUUCUUGGGGAAGGCUAUAGACUUUCUUGUUUAUAUAGAUGUCAGGAUGCACUGGAUGUUUAUAACAAACUCCCACACAAACAUUAUCACACUGGAUGGGUUCUUUCUCAGAUUGGAAGAGCAUACUUCGAAAUGGUUGAUUACCUAGAAGCAGAUCAUGCAUUUGGCCUUGCUCGUCUGGCCUCACCUUAUAGUUUAGAAGGAAUGGACGUGUACUCGACAGUGUUGUUUCAUCUCAAGGAGGACAUGAAGUUGAGCUAUCUGGCGCAGGUGCUGGUAUCAACUGAUAGAUUAGCUCCUCAAUCUUGUCCUUCGCCAUACUCUAAUCUGCAUCUUAUGGAUGGUCAGAAAAAUGAAGAGGCAUUGGAAGUGAUGGAGCUGGCUAUUGUAGCAGACAAGAAAAACCCUCUUCCAAUGUAUCAGAAGGCUAACAUCCUUGUGAGCACGGAAAGUUUUGAUGCCGCUUUAGAAGUCUUAGAGGAACUUAAAGAGCAUGCUCCUCGUGAGAGCAGUGUCUAUGCUUUGAUGGGUCGGAUAUACAAGAGGCGUAAUAUGUACGACAAAGCCAUGCUUCAUUUUGGAGUGGCAUUAGAUUUAAAACCAUCUGCAACUGAUGUUGCUACCAUUAAGGCUGCCAUUGAAAAGCUGCAUGUACCAGAUGAGAUGGAAGAUGAAUUAUAACAUAUCUGAAUGAAUUGGAAACAUGAGAAGAUCAGGCUGUAAAUUAUCCAGCUCAAAAUAUACAACUACUUGAAGUUCUUGUAUCCUUUUCCUUUCGAGAAAGCUCCAUGUACAAACAAGUCACUGAGAAAACAUGUUCUUUUCAUGAAAAUCUUUUGCAGCUCCGAAAGGAUUUCAUGGUUUGUUCGUCUCACACUUGAGAGGACAUUGUGUACCAAAAGAGGCUUAUGCUGAACGUACACUUUUCAUUGAUCUUCUCCAAGUUGAUUUGUGAUUGGCGGUGUAUACUGUACGCAAUAAUCCAUAGUGAUAGCAAGUUUCUACUAAAUUGGUGCUAGUUCCUGGUUGUGCAAUUAAUUUAUUAUAUCCUUGUAAAGUUUGGGUAAUAUAAUUUUCAUCAGGGUUUUCUGCAUUCUUGGAUCUGGGAUUUUGGUUUAGGAAAGUUUGUAUUUUGUGAAUAUUUUCUAUAUAGGCUCUGGUUAUAUGGUUA
This is a messenger RNA of Solanum stenotomum, 2512 nucleotides long. RefSeq names its product cell division cycle protein 27 homolog B-like. Gene Ontology annotation, molecular function: protein binding. Gene Ontology annotation, biological process: cell division. The record is from RefSeq and is a predicted model, not a curated record. Lineage: Eukaryota; Viridiplantae; Streptophyta; Magnoliopsida; Solanales; Solanaceae. Bases 70 to 2022 code for a protein of 650 amino acids. The transcript is spliced from 15 exons.